Messenger RNA from Frieseomelitta varia, 2581 nucleotides. RefSeq names its product cation-independent mannose-6-phosphate receptor (gene Lerp). The record is from RefSeq and is a predicted model, not a curated record. Gene Ontology annotation, molecular function: D-mannose binding; signaling receptor activity. Gene Ontology annotation, biological process: lysosomal transport. The transcript has 13 exons. Bases 318 to 2540 code for a protein of 740 amino acids. Gene Ontology annotation, cellular component: trans-Golgi network. Lineage: Eukaryota; Metazoa; Arthropoda; Insecta; Hymenoptera; Apidae.
AAUAAUUUAGAAAUUUUUUGGCAUCAUUGUUUGUUUAAUGUAAUUAAAAUUCUAUUAUAGGAAAAUAGAUCUAACGCUUUUACCAGCAGUCAAUAAACUUCUCAAUUGUCAUUCGUUAAAGGAGAAAAUAAAUCGUCCAACCUAAAAUAAACGCUGUUUCAUUCAGAUAAAACGAUUUAGAUAUUUCUUUUGUAUUUAUCACUAAAAGAUAAUCAUUUACUUUUUAAUAAACGUUCAACAGCGAAUGCUAUUGUUAUGCAUGUUAAUACGCCAGAUAUUUACAAUGUGAUUAAUCUACUACCAAACAAAGAAAAGACAUGUACAAGUUAAACAUUUUAUUAUUCUUUCACUAUUUUGCAAUUGUUGCAGUUUCUGCUGAUAUAUCAGUAGUGGAUGACAAUUUUUGCGUAAUUCAUGAACCUGUUUUGAAACUUUUUUCUUACAACUUUACAAGUCUCACAAGUACAAAAUAUAUUUCAAAUAAUGAGUUUUUCAAUGCAACUAUACGUUUGCAAUUAUGUUCUCCACUGAAAGAAAAAUGCAAUGGGAAAGAUGGAUAUGCAGUUUGCUUGACAAAAAACAAAGAAGAGAAAGGAAUAGGAAAAAUGCGUCCAAAGGUGAAUAUAAAAAAUGGGACGAUAAUGUUUGUAUUCACAGGUGAUGAUUGUACAGCUGAUACUAAAUACACUGUAAAUAUUAUUAUGAAAUGUGAUUAUGAGGCUGAGAAUAAUUCUCAUCCAGAAUUAUUUUCUCAUACAUUAGAAUUAUGUAAUAUAUAUAUGAUGUGGAAAACUGCUUUUGCUUGUGGACCUCGAAUUAAACAAAAUUGUACAGUAACACAUAAUGGAUUGCAUUACGAUCUAUCACCUUUAACAAAAUAUUCACAAAAUUAUGUUGUUCAUACGGGUAAUAGAAUAUCUUCAAAGAUUAUAUUAAAUAUUUGUCACUCUGUAAUAUUUGAACACAAUGCUUUGUGUCAAUUACGUUCGGGAGCUUGUUUACAGAGUUCUACAGGAACUGAAUAUGUAAAUUUGGGUGAUGUUCAUGACCCACCAUUUAUAAUAGAUGGAGCACUUAGACUUGAAUAUCAGGAUGGAGAUUUGUGUAAAGUGAGAGAUAUUACAGAACCACAUAUUAAGACAUCUAUCUUUUUUAUAUGUGAUUUUGAAGCUUUGGAUACAGUUCCAGAAUAUACUGGAGGAAGUGAAGAAUGUCACUAUCGAAUAAUGUGGAAAACUGCAGCAGCUUGCAGUGUGGAAUCUUUACGUAAUCAUAGUACAGCCACUGCUGGCAAAUGUACAGUGACUAAUCCUCUCACAAAUUUUACAUAUGAUUUGCGACUUUUAAUGAAUAAAAAUUCUUAUACAAUAAGAAAAAAUGGCACAGAAUAUAAAUUUGGAGUAUGUAACUCACUUGUGAAUUUAUGUGCGUCAGGAACAGGUGUUUGUCGUAUUAAUUCAUACACAUCCAUGGGAAAGGCUAAUACAAAUUUAAUGUGGGAAGAAGGUGGACCAUAUUUAAAUUAUACAGAUGGAGAUGUAUGUAAAACUGGACAACGACGUUACACAAUUAUUGCAUUUAUAUGUGGAGCAGAAGGAUCUCCUGAUGGACCACUUAUUAUGGAACAAGAUGAUUGUCAAUUGAUUAUACAUUGGAACACUAAUUUAGUUUGUGGGAAUAGGGUAAAAUGUGUGACUGAUGAUGAUGAAAUAAAUUUAAGUUCAUUGAUAAAAUCUACCAAUAACUAUGUCGUAAAAAUAAAUAAAACUGAGUUUCAUAUAAACAUAUGUAGACCUCUUAUUUCUGUAUCAGGUUUAACAUGUGCUCAUGGCAGCGCAGUUUGCAAAACUUCAUUAAGUUCGGAUAAUGAAUAUGUAAAUGAGACCAGUUUAGGGUUUCCAAAAGAAAGUCCUGUAUUAAAUAAAAACCAUGAAACUGUAUUACGUUACGUGGAUGGAUCUCCCUGUCCUGAGAAUCCAAAAAAAUCAAUUUCUUCCAAUUUUACAUUUCCGUGUUAUAAUAAUGAUAAGGGAUUUCCAGAAUUUAAAAAAUAUGAAGACUGCACUUACAUUUUUGAGUGGAAAACAAGUAUAACGUGUGGUGCUACAAUGGGAAAUUGGACUUCUCCCUGUAUAAUAAAAGAUCAAUUACUUUCACAUGAAUGUAAUCUGUCUUUAUUACAUAAAAAUGAGAAAAUAUACUAUGUGAAGAAUAAACAAGGAAAAGAAUAUAGUAUAAGUAUAUGUGGAGAAAAGAGCUGUAAUGGUUCUUCUGUAUGUCAAGGAAAUAAUGGUUAUGGAUCACUGACAAACGUAAUUUUUGAUUAUGGUAGAAAUGUUAUAAAACUUCAAUAUUCUAACGGUAGCAAAUGUGGAAAUAAAAAUAAUUCCUACACAUCCGAAGUACGAUUUAUAUGCAACGAGUCUAUAGGAAUUGGCACACCAAAGCUGUUAUGGGUAAGUUUUUACAAUAUGUGUGAAAGAUUAUACGAAUAUUUAUUUCUCAGGUACGUUUUUAAUAAUAUAAUAAAAUUGUUUUAACAUUAAAGAGUACAAUACAAUAAAAAAAUCAUUAAUUUAAA